Molecule: messenger RNA, 5980 nt
Organism: Diabrotica balteata
Lineage: Eukaryota; Metazoa; Arthropoda; Insecta; Coleoptera; Chrysomelidae
Source: the annotation of a GenBank genome assembly
ACAUUUAAAGUUUUGGUUGGAGAAGCCGUUUUAGGUGUGAUUUCCUAUGAAAAUUUAGGAGAAUUUUCAUACACACGAAUUGAUUUUAAAUGUGGAAGUAUUUACUGGUGGCUAAUUGACAUGGAUACUAGAUCAAGGAGGUCAAAAUCAAGGACUCCCUUUACCCAGGUGGAGGAGUUUAGUAAAACCUUCCUGGAGAAGGAGACAAUAGUUGAAAAUAAUGUACGUGUCACAAGGAGUUCUACUUCAUACAAAGUAAAGGAUAGCACAUCAGAAGCAGUAGAUGAGGUAACAUCUACGAACGCGAGACCAAUUACAAAAUCCUCCCAUCAAUCAGAACGUGUCAGUCGAAAAUGGCACAAUACUUCGGAUUAUUCUUCCGAAGGAGAAAACGAAGUAUCUUCGACCAAAUCUAUAUCACAGAAUGAGAAGAAUCAAAUGAUACAGGACGCUAGAGCUGCCGCCAACGGUGGUAGUGAAGUAUCGGCGUUAGAUCUCUACAAAAAAUCCGGAAGAUAUUGGGACGUAUAUCCAAAAACAGAUUAUACAUACUCGCCGCUCUCGGGAGAUAGGGUCGAAUUAGCUCCUGGCGUCGUGGCUAUGCCUAACAUGUCCCGGAAAACUAUACACUCGGUCCACUCGUCUAGCGAUGAAUCACACCUUUUUACCAACGUCGAACACAAACAUACCAACACCGAAUCAUACAUAUCUCGAAGUCACUCAGAUUUAGUUACUGACUACAAGCCUAGACAAUUGUUUAACAAUAACUAUGAGUCCAAUUACUCUAAAACGAGCCACAAGACUGUUACAACGACGUGGUGGACGAAAAUGCGGACCAGUACGAUUACUACGGUCACGAAGGUAGUAACUACUAUUUUGUCAAUUCUGUAUUUUGGUUUCCGUGUAACGGUAUCCUGGUUUUCAAAACUGCAUAAGCUUUCGAGUACGGUGAUGUUAAUGGAUACUUGGCUGCUAUGGAAGAAUGAGAACAGAAACAAAAGUACGAAGUUGGCUGCUCUUUGUAUUAUUCCGUUGUUGCUUCUGGGAGGUUGGUCGAUAUGGUCGAAUCUGGGAAGCAUAUUCAACAAAGGAGAAUCCGAUUUAUCCGUCCCAAUUAUAGUUCCCAAGCCUGAAGUAAAAUAUACAGAAACAGUUAAUACUAUUCCCGCUGUACAUAUAGAGUCCGAAGUAAACAUCAAUGACGACAACGAGGUUUUUAUUAAUCAACAGAAAAUAAUAGAUGGUCUAAAAGAUGAAAUAAUAAAACUCCGAUCUGAAAUGGUAGAAGCAGAACGAGCGAGGCAGAACGAUUUGAAUAGGAUAAUGUCAGGUCUGAAUUCUGAUAGGUCCGAGAAAGCUGUUUUCUGGACACAGCGUGUUAAUCGAUGCUGUAAGAAUCCUUAUAUAGAUAUCGAUAAUUAUAUAAGUAAAGUUUUAACGAAUUUUAUAAACGACCCAGAGUUUCUAAGAAAUCAAAAAGGCUUUAACGAAUAUUUAAGAACUAUCUUGAUAGCAAGACAAGAGUUGGAAUACAGAAUAGGUAAUAUAACUUCUAACUUCGAUACAAAAUACGAGAACUUGUUAAAUGAAAAUACACUAAAACUUAUGGAGGAAGUGACUUUAAGGAUAAAACGAGACAUUAGCAAAGAGUCAAAACAAAUAGACAGAACUUCUGGACAAGAUGUAUCAAUUUCUGACCAACACAUCAAAAAACUAGUGAGGGGAGUGCUUGAUGUUUAUGAUGCAGAUAAAACAGGUUUGGUAGAUUACGCAAUGGAGUCAAUGGGAGCUCAGGUUCUAAGCACAAGAUGCACAGAAAACUACCACUCGGGCAAUGCAGUAGUUUCUGUAUUAGGAAUCCCUUUAUGGUAUCCAGUGAAUUCUCCGAGAACUGUAAUAACUCCUGGGAUAAACCCGGGCCAAUGUUGGGCCUUUCAGAACUUUCCAGGGUUUAUUAUGAUUCGGCUGUCCAGGCGAAUCAAAGUUGAAGCUUUCUCGAUGGAACACAUCAACAGAUUGCUGGUACCAAAUAGUGAAAUUGACUCGGCUCCAAAAAAUUUCGAAGUGUAUGGUUUAAAAGACGAGAACGAUAGCGAUCUAGUGCUGUUAGGUGAAUAUGUCUAUGAAUAUGACGGGGAUGCGUUGCAGUUUUUCGAUGUUCAAAAAGACGAACAGAUAUUCGAGAUAAUCGAACUUAGGAUACUGUCGAACCACGGAAAUCCUAAAUACACCUGCUUGUAUCGAUUUAGGGUACACGGAAAAUUAAUUUCGUAGUUUUUUGGAAUUAAAUUUUGAAGAAGUGUAAAUUAUGUUGUUGGAGGUUAAGAUGUUCCCGUGUAAAUGUCGAUAAAACUUAUUUAAAAGGAGAAAUUGUACAUACAUCAAACAUAUUUAUAUGUAGUUAUAAAAACUCGAAGAAGUCUAUAUACUGUUCGUACUAAUAGAAACUCAAUGAGUUCCAACACCGCAUAGGUUCAUACACUGCAGUACGUGUGGUCCAAUUUCCUUAAAACCUAUUCUUACAUACACUUUAAAAGGUAAGAUAUAAGUAAAGUGGAAAAUUCAAUAUUUUCUUUGGUAAUAUGAGCAGUACAGGCUCUAAAUCUGUUUUUGUCUUUUGCUUAUAUGAGCUUCGAUUUAUCAGUAUUUAUAAAAAGUUUUCGGUCGUGGAAAGGUAUAUUUACAUUACGUUAAGCAGAAUAUUUUUAUUUUAAACAAAAUAUUUUAUAGAUUAACGUGACUUAGGUGAAAUCGUUUAACCUAUUUUAUCAUUCCGUUAUGUUGUUCCCCAAUACUUUAUUUUCCGAUUCCGGUUGACUAUUAAUAGUUUAUCCUGCUUUAUAUUUUAUAUAUUUUUAAACCCAUGUAGAUAAUCAUUUAUAUUUAACUUUAAUUGUAUUUCCAGUGCCUUCAUUUUUGUUUGCCUCAACUUCUGUAGCUUUUGUAUCUCUAUAGGUUGUUAAGUUUGUAUUAGCUUGUUGAUACUCAUUUCUUGUAAGCGUCUAUAUUUUUGAAGGGACUGUAUCUGUAAUUUCAAUCUUUUUGGUCGUAACACAUGGUGGAUAUUUCUUAUUCUAUUGUAAUUUAUCCUAAGCCUGAUCUUUGCUUUAUUUGAUUACGUAUUCCUUAAAGAUUUCCAAGAUUCGCUGAUUUUCUUUUCCGUGCACCUCUUAUCAAUUUUAAUUCAUUCAAGUUAUAUUAUUUACAAUCCAUGAUUCUAAUUCUUUAUGCCUCUUAGAACAGCUGCCACUCCAUAUUUUGCGGUUUUAGCUGAUAGCUCUACAAUUUGGUGAUUUAUCUUGCUAUGUGAUUAGUCUGACCUCAUACAUUUUACCUGUUUAAACAUCCCAUUCUUUUUUCUGUUCAGUAUCCACUUGUUUAUUACCUGUACAUUACAUUUUCUUCUGAUAUCUCCACUUCUUUUUGAUCUCAGCGGAUUUCCUGUAAUUCUUCUAGAGAUAUAGUAUAUAGUAUAAUAUAUAAUAUAAUAAUUCGGCUAAUGGAUUAAGUCCACAGUCAAAAGAAACCAACAGACAACACACACACAAUAUAAUAAUUUAGAUUGAGUAUGUCAUUAGUCUGUGUUUUGUCUGUGUCGUUUCUGAUGCUUACUUCAUUAUUGGUCUUAUAGUGGCUUUAUAAAUUCUUGGUUUCAUCUCAGUGUUGUGUUUCGCCUUACAGUAUUAUUAAGACAUCCAGCUAAUCUUUCACUUCAUUUCUUUGUUCACGUUUUGGAUGACAUAAUACUGCAUCUUUUCCGUACGAAAACCUUGUUGCUCAACUGCUAAAUUCUGAUAAAACUCUGAUUUAUUCGUUAGUACAAAAUUUUAGUUCUAAGUUUCAGAGUGUUAUUUAACAGGUUGAGAUCUCUGUAUUAGAUUCCAUUCUAUAAUCAGCUCCAUUAUUUAGAAGAGUGAUUUCAUCGUUUGAAGGCGGAUAAGUAUUUAAAUAUUUUCUUCUCCAUACAAUAAUUUUAUUUUGUUCUAAUAACAUACUUUUUCUGUUGCGUUUCACAUAUCGAAAGUUCAUUUUGCGCAUAGUCUUGAUUAAUACUCUACAAGAUAUUUUGGGUAAGACGCCAUCGUUUUCAAGCUCUUGAGAAAUUUUUUUCUGUGUUUGAGUCUCACUCCGAAAAUAAAAUGAAUGAAUUUUUCGACAUUUCUUGUCUCGUCAUCCAAAACAAUGUUUUUUCUAACUCUAGUUUUACCUUUUUCUUGCUUUUGGAUACGUUUGUUAAACUGCUACAAAUGUCGACCGCUUGGCUAACACUUGAUAUGCCAUGUUUCUGCCGAUAAUUCCUUUAUGUCGUAUCAUGAAUCCUUCUUUUAUGUCCUAUCCUUCAUGUCGUACCUUCUCUUCUGUCAUUAACAUUUUCUGUCUCUUUUGUGGCUUUUCAUUUUUGGAAUCAACAUCAGAAUUUUGCUAUCUUCUCUUGGAACAACUCGGUUGUUCGUCCAUUGUAUUUCAAUAAUCACAGAAUAUAACUUAAAAUUCACUAUAAAACGACAAACUCAAAUACCAAUCGGUUUAUCACCACAAACUUCAACCGCACAAAAUAUAAUCACAAAAUGCAACACAUGCUCUCCCGCCAGCACCGUUUAUGUAAAUGAACGUUUCUUGCUUCGGCACGUGCGGUGGUGUUACCGCUGCGAUGCUUUACAAAUACCCAAGUUGCCAAGUGUUUGAAACGGAAUAGGAAUGAAAUGUAAAACAUCGAUUUUUAUUUUAUAAAUUUAAAUAUGUACCGAAAUGGAACAUGUAAAUAAAAUUUAUUUCAUUACCAUUUUGUGCUCAAUUUUUACUAUUGAAAAACAUAUUUUUUGGUAUUUUUAUCACAAUAAUAAUCGCUGCUUUAAAGAAUUCAGGUUUGUAUGCUAGUUAUGAACAAAAAUCGGUUACUCUAUACGGCAGCUCGUGGUAAAGUCUGUUAUAGAGAAGCAUAAAUAAAUGUACUAAUUAUACAUUCUGUGAUUUUUUAUAAGAAAACGCAAAUUGAAGGGGUAAACGGAAGGCCGCUGUGCAUUUAAAUUUGAAGACAUUCGACGUUUAAAAGAUGAAAUCACUCUUCUAAAUAGUGGAAUUUUACUUUAGUUUUUUGUUUAUUUUCUAUAUUUUUUGAAUAGUGGGAUUAUUACACUUCCCUCCCAACCUUCCGAUUUUUUAUUGUGUAUUAUAAUUUCGUACAUAUUUGCUGUUAUUGUAGUUGCUCAAUCAUUGUUGCCCUUUAAUAUUUCAACCUUUUAUUUGAUAUCCAAUUUUUACCUGUAGCCACUUAGUUUCAUUAAAUGCAUCGUUGUUUUUGUACGAAAUAUAUUCAGAAAUACCGUGGAACAGCUGCAACGUAAAAAAGCAUCCACCUAUGACAAAUAUAUCUACGAAUAGUUUAUUAAACGUUAGUAUCAUCUCUGUGAAAGAUAACAGUAUGUAAUUCUACUUUUUCUCCUUUUAAUUAAGAGAUAUAUAAGUGCAAAAACGUUGUAAAUAUUUUGAAAAUUGUACCAAAGAUUUGAUGUGAAACAAUUGUCGCUGAUACGAGUAAAAGAAGUGUAAAUGGAACAGUCUUAAUCUCCGGUUUUUUGAAUGAACAAAAUUUUUAGUGUGUAUUGUUUGAAUUAAAGUGAGAGUGAAUGAUUCGGAGUUGGCAUAUCUGUGAUACUUUUAUAGCAGGGAGGAGAAUUAUUUUAUUGUUUUAAGCAUUAUAACACGUCAUAAUUUGGAAAAAAAAAAACAGCAAUAUACCCUUCUUUUUCUCCCUGCUUUUCUAUUUACGGUUUUCCAUAGUGGUUAGAUUAGAUAAUUUAGCCGUUGGUUAGUUUCUUCCAAGAUAAAUCGAUUACUAUCUUAAACCAAACUGAUAUAGAAUAUAUUUGUCACUGUUAGAAUAGUUUUCUCAGCGUGGGCUUAAUUUUUAUGGUUUAAAAUUAAAGUACUUUAUAUAUCUUGGAAAAACAACUAAUUACAUUAUACCAAAUAAGUGGAG